Bufo gargarizans (Asiatic toad) is the source of this 1064-nucleotide messenger RNA. It is a transcript of the gene DLX3, whose product is annotated as distal-less homeobox 3. NCBI's taxonomy places the organism in Eukaryota, Metazoa, Chordata, Amphibia, Anura, Bufonidae. Gene Ontology annotation, biological process: epithelial cell differentiation; embryo development; regulation of transcription by RNA polymerase II. Gene Ontology annotation, molecular function: DNA-binding transcription factor activity, RNA polymerase II-specific; RNA polymerase II cis-regulatory region sequence-specific DNA binding. The transcript is spliced from 3 exons. The record is from RefSeq and is a predicted model, not a curated record. The coding region runs from base 104 to 922 and encodes 272 amino acids.
UGGAGCUUUGGUUUGGUUUUAUUUUACCGAGAGAAGUGCAUAAGGGCUCAGCAGGGAUGUGUGUGUGAAGGUCUGGUGGGAUCUCGCAUCUUCUUUAAAUAACAUGAGUGGGACCUAUGAGAAGAAGAUGGCCGUUUUAACUGACCUGAGCACCUCAUUGAGUUGCCACUCCAAGGACUCGCCCACCCUACCUGAGUCCACCGCUACGGACAUGGGCUACUAUAGCGGUCCAAUGGCUUCUAGCCAACAUGAAUACUACCAGAGUCAGGCGUACUCUCAGUCACUCAACCCGUACGGCUACCACCAUCAUAGCCAGUUCAAUCUGAGCGGUCUGGUGGGAUCAGAUGGCUUUAUGCCCAAAGAAGAGUAUCAGUUUGGAGGUGGAUACCGCUCUUAUGGACAUUACCGAGAAGCCCCAGCCCCAGAGUCAGUUUCCAUAAAGGAGGAACCUGAAACUGAGGUACGAAUGGUCAACGGAAAACCAAAGAAGGUCCGAAAACCAAGGACCAUCUACUCUAGCUACCAGCUAGCAGCACUGCAGAGACGUUUCCAGAAGGCCCAGUACUUAGCGCUACCUGAGAGAGCAGAACUGGCAGCUCAGCUGGGACUAACACAGACACAGGUCAAGAUUUGGUUCCAGAACCGGAGGUCAAAAUUCAAGAAACUUUACAAGAAUGGUGAGGGUCCCGGUCUGGAGCACAGCCCCAACAACAGUGAUUCAAUGGCUUGCAAUUCUCCCUCAUCUCCACCUAUGUGGGAGCAUAGUAGAAGCAGAACCCCUCAGCAACAAAGUCUUCCUCAUUGUUCUUCCCCAAGCUAUCUUGAGAACUAUAACCAAUGGUAUAACCAGCAAAACCAACCAGGACCUCAUCUACAGCCCCCUGAUACUUUGCACCAACCUCCACCAAAUACAGUGUAUUAAGUGACUGAGACUUUGAAGUUAGUUCAGAUGGAGUAUACAUGCCUUUGACUAAGAGGGUGUAUUAUGUCUUGUAUUUGGGCUACAGACUCUAUUUAAGGGACAUUGGUAAAAAUAACAUUUUUAUAAGAUAUUUUUGAAGGAC